AUGUACCUGUGCAAGAAUGGCAUUGGAGUCAGGAUGGAGAAAUUUUCAGGUUCAAAUGGAGUGGACUUCAAGCUUUCACAAGUGACGCAAGAGGACACGGGAAACUACAGUUGUGUGUAUUCAGAAGGCAGACUUGUAGCCCACGAAAUUACAACUAUUGGUCAGAAACACGUCUUCAUUCAAGUCAAAGAAUUUCUUUCGGGCAAAAUCCAUGUGACAAACAGUGUCAUAUUUGAGGGUGACAGUGUCAGUCUCGCUUGUACUGGCACUGUCACGAACAAUAGACCAGCGUUGCACAUAUACCUUUGCAAGAAUGGCGUGGGAGUCGUCAAGAAUGUGGUUCAGGGAAAAGAAGGUGUCCAGUUUACAUUGGAACAAAUCAAGAAGGAACAUUCAGGCAAUUACACCUGUGUGUACUCAUUUAGCAAGUAUGACCCCCCGGUCACUGUUUGUUCAAUAAGUGACAACCCCGUCCUCAUCCAAGUUGAAGAUUUUACUCGGACAGAUUUUACUCAGCCAGAUUUGGACGUGGGCGGACGUAGUCGGACAUGGUGGGUGAACGUCUUCAGACUGGCGUGUUCAGCUGGAGUUGUCAUGGCAGCGGUGGCUGCUCUCGUGGAUUCUUAUGUCUGGAGCAAGAAAGCGUUGCACAGGGAAACCCCUAACGAAGAUCCAAAACGGGAUGACGACAAUUCCACCUCCAUGGGACCACAGACGCUGCCAGAAUGAAGAGAAAGAAGUCAACAGGAAUACUGAACCCAAACACCUUCUUUUGAUCUCAAUGAAGUGCAA
Messenger RNA from Engraulis encrasicolus (European anchovy), 792 nucleotides. RefSeq lists its product as uncharacterized. Gene Ontology annotation, biological process: cell surface receptor signaling pathway. Gene Ontology annotation, cellular component: plasma membrane. Gene Ontology annotation, molecular function: transmembrane signaling receptor activity. Lineage: Eukaryota; Metazoa; Chordata; Actinopteri; Clupeiformes; Engraulidae. Bases 1 to 729 code for a protein of 242 amino acids. The transcript is spliced from 4 exons. The record is from RefSeq and is a predicted model, not a curated record.